Molecule: messenger RNA, 1086 nt
Organism: Dioszegia hungarica
Lineage: Eukaryota; Fungi; Basidiomycota; Tremellomycetes; Tremellales; Bulleribasidiaceae
Exons: 4
Coding region: 1-1086 (361 amino acids)
Source: RefSeq, a predicted model, not a curated record
AUGGCUAGCCAGAUAUAUACCCCACUCAGCGUCCGCUUUACCUCUGGCGUUCAGGCGGCUCGAGCAGCGCUCGAAGAAGCACGCCACUCCAACCCUGUUCUCAUCUCUCUUGCUCGACGUCUGAACCGCGACCCCACAAUUCUCCUCCUCGGCUUCCUCGCCAUCCUCACCUCCAUCCUUCUGCUCGACCCCGAAGGUAUCGCUCCGGGCAUCUCCAACGUCCUCGCCUUCCUACCAGCCAUAGCUACCCUCCGCCACGUCGAUAGCUCUGUCAGCCUCGCCAAGGCGGAACAGGGCAAGUUCCUCCUCGACUACUGGGUGUGUAUCGGCACUAGCUUCGUCCUGGAGCAGGUGUUUAGCAAUGAGGUCGUAGGCGGGCUCAUACCCGUGUGGUGCAUGGCCGGGAGGGCUGGUGCCCCCAAAGGCCUCACGCUCAAUGCCAACAAAGCCCGGUCGAACGGUGAGACCCUUCCCGAGCCUGAACCCUCCCCAUCUCCCAUCGCCGACUCCCUCUCCGCCCUUCUGCACGGCGCCGGCCCCUACUCCGGCGGCGAGACCACCGAGAGCCCCGUGGACACCGCCGCUUUCCUCCGGGAUAACGCUGGCCCCUUCACCGUCGUCGAGCCGGCCGCCCGUCCCCCCAAGUCCAACAAUCAAGGCGCGCUGAACCUGGGCAAACUCGACGAGCUCCGCCAAGAUCCUUCGUCGGGCGCCCAUCCGCCCCGGUCACCCGGGGACCAGCUCGACGCCUUCCUCGACUCUACCGCUACCGACCACCACACCGCUCACACCCGCCCCGACCACCAUGCCGCGCGCAACAACGGUCCGGAAUCGGACGAGGACUGGUCGGAGCGCCGCGACCCAAUUGACGGCGAGGCGUACCCGGACGAUGCACUUAGUCCCGCCUUCAUCCUUGACGGGAGCCUCGCGGAGCAGGAGCACGUCCCGCUCGUCCGCCUUCCGCAUCAUGCGGAUGCGCUGGAUGGUGGGCCGCAGGCCAAAGACAAAGGUGGCGAGGCGGCAAAGGGGCGGGAGAGGCGGAUGACGCUAGACGACCUGAUUGCGCUCGAGGAUAGCGGUCAUUAG